AUGACCUCAAACCCGAGGUUGUGUAACGAUCAUAUGAAUGUGAGACACAAAUACUACUUAUCAAAGUACAUAUUCUCAAUUAAUCAACGAAUUGUUUGUGAUUUACCUAUGCAGUGGAUGUUCUUGAAAGCGCUGCAAUCGACAUGUAAAAAACUACUGAAUUUCAUUGACGAAAACUGGAAACUGAACGAAGUGCACAUUCAUUUGGAUUAUCAUAAAGUCAAAGUUCGAAUCCUUUCUUUUGGUGGAAAAGAAGAACUCGAGUUCACCGAUAGAAAAGGAAAACUCCAAGAUGACGACCAGGAAUCGAAUUCAUCGCACAAAUUUUUUCUCCAGGAAACCGCCGACAAGUUCGAGCAGACUAUCCAAGACACAAAGACACAAUUGGGAAAGCUGUUUAUCAUCUCCACUAACGAAAAUGACAUGGCAAAAAAAAAAACAAGAAAAACUUCUGCAUCUUAUUUUUGA
Messenger RNA from Caenorhabditis remanei, 468 nucleotides. RefSeq lists its product as uncharacterized. The coding region runs from base 1 to 468 and encodes 155 amino acids. Lineage: Eukaryota; Metazoa; Nematoda; Chromadorea; Rhabditida; Rhabditidae. The transcript has 2 exons. The record is from RefSeq and is a predicted model, not a curated record.